CUCGCGAGGAUGGUGAAUCAACAAUCCUCGCCGAUCAGCGCCCAAUACUUCAAUGUAACAUUCCCACUGUUCAAUGUAUACAGACACCGUACCUUGGAAAAACUCUAUUUCAAGCCGAUGUUCGGGCGAAGUCCCUCGUUUUUGGCGUGCUCAAAGAUCCAGCUUUGCGGCCUUAUCUGGCCGCUUGUCCGGCUGGGAGAAUGCUCCUGUCAUAA
Acaulospora colombiana is the source of this 215-nucleotide messenger RNA. The record is from the annotation of a GenBank genome assembly. Lineage: Eukaryota; Fungi; Glomeromycota; Glomeromycetes; Diversisporales; Acaulosporaceae.